UUUUAAUGGAAAAAAACUUUCUUUUUUUCAUAAAUUCUGUUUAACCAGACAGCUUUAGAAAUGACAUAGCCUACGCUACUAUUUGAAAAAUAAACGUAAAAGCAACGCUUGGUUGACCAGCUCGUUCGACAACGUGGGACAGUUCCCUGCUUUGUGUUCGUUUGGGUUAUCUGAAAGGGUGCACUUCCUGGAUCUGAUGCGCACCCGGUUCCACCGCGCAAGGGACGCCGCUCCAAUCUAUCCAGCCUCGUGGGUCAGGUAGCCAGCUUCUUAUCUCAAAUUACAGCGAACGCGCACGGUUCAGUUCUCCUCGUGGACAGGCGUCGGGCUCGGGACAGCGCACGGAGCGUCGAGCUCAUUCUAACAGGUGGUAAGCGGUUUCAGGUGGAGCUCAAAGGGAGGUGUGCAGUUCAUCUCACCGAGCCUCCGUAGCUGCAUCUGCCCGACCAGUGCAUGAGCUCCAACGAACUACUUGCUCGGAUAUCCUAUAUUUACUAGCAGCCUGAUUGAUGUUUGAUUUAAGCUGUACGUUUUGCAGUAUAGGGACAGUUACUCCCAAUUAGCCUGCAGCUCCAGCAUACAGGUGGGCGAAAGCCGUUUCUAGGACUGCCUCCUCUUUCAGUUCCUCAAUAGGAGAGACGCGGGACUGUCAUUUAUUUGUCAUCCUUUGGGACAGAGGAAACGGCUCGGGCUCAGUUAACAGGUGCGAGAAUAGGGAAAUACGCUGGCGUUAAGGCGCGUGCGGCACGCUGUUUGGGCAUUUGACUAACAUUUAUAUUUACAGUCGUGGCACAUUAGGACCUGUAUUCAUAUAUAUCUCGCUCACAAAUAGCAUUUUCGAAGCCUCUUUCGUUUCGGAAGGAGUUUUUUUGAAAGAGACAACGCCAUGACGACCAAAAAACGAACGGAUUUAACGAAAAGGAGCCGAAGCCCCGCGGUGUCCGAAGGCGAAAUGUUUGGGGAUUUUCAAGAGUGGUGCCUCCGCACUUACGGCGACUCCGGCAAGACAAAGACGGUCACCCGGCGAAAAUACAACAAAAUUCUCCAGACCCUUUUGCAGAACGACGACCCGGAGGGCGUCUAUGUCGAAAGCAGCCACAUCAACGCCAAAUUCAAGUUCUGGGUGAAAUCCAAAGGUUUCCAGGUGGGAAGCACUGACCGCGAGCAGAACGAGAACGGGGCAGCUGACAGACCGGUCCUGUACGUCCCCAUCAAAGCAACGUGUGUGGAUGGAGGGUCAGGACAAGAGAGCUCAUCUCUGAAGAGAGUCGCAGUGGUGGAGGAUUUCUAUGACAUCAUCUAUGCCAUGCACGUGGAGAUCAGCGCCGACCCGGCCAAAGCACCCAAACACGCCGGGCAGAAGAAAACAUAUAAAGCUAUAGCAGAGACAUACGCGUUCCUGCCUAGAGAGGCGGUGACCCGUUUCCUGAUGAGCUGUGGAGAAUGUCAGAAGAGGAUGCACAUCAGCCCCAGCGGUGCAGAGUUCAAAGAGAACAAUCAACCAACCCAUCUGUCCGCCGACCUCAUCGACUACAACAUGCCCCUCACGACAACCUACCUGAAACAAAAGAAACUGCAAUGCAUGAACAGCAACAAGCAGGAUGAGUGUUCAGUGAGUAGCGAGGAGUUUGAUAUGAGUGACCCCACAUGGAUAUCAGCUGAACGUCACGCCGCACUGUCAGACCUGAACAACCCGUCCAGCACUGAGAGGAUGCACAGCCCGCAAAACGCUCACAAGGACGAGGACGAUGAUUCAUCUUCUGAAAGUGGAAAUGGAUUGCACACAUUGACUCCUCCCUCUGUGAGCGUGGCCGGCGCGAGUGACAGCGUGGGCACAGGACCUGGAUCAGGCUCUUACGCCGAGGUAAACGGGAACGCAAACAGCACUGCUGCACCACUCGACUUUAGCACGACUUCCUCAUCUUCAUCCUCAGAGGACCAGCAACCAGUGAACCUCAGCGAGACACUGGAACAGGCGCUGCCCACCACUGCCGCCAUGCUGGCGACCUUUAACCCCGAGCAUGCAGAAGAGCUGCGCAGAAAAUACCCCAAAUCUUCAGAGCUGCACCUUGACCGAGAUAUCAGGGACUAUAACAAUAAGUCUCCUCAAUACAGUUCAGGGAGUUAUGAUUCAAUAAAGAUGGAGAUAUGCGCUGAAGAUCUAACCGUUGGCCGGUCUCAGACCGCUGAUGAUGACGAUGAUGACCACGAUGACCACGAUGAUAGUGAUAAGAUAAAUGAUGUGGAAGGAGUCGACCCAGAGAGGCUUAAAGCAUUUAAUAUGUUUGUACGUCUGUUUGUGGAUGAGAAUCUGGACCGGAUGGUGCCAAUCUCCAAACAGCCUAAAGAAAAGAUCCAAGCCAUUAUUGAAUCGUGCAGCCGCCAGUUCCCGGAGUUCCAGGAGCGUGCACGCAAACGCAUCCGCACCUACCUCAAAUCUUGCCGUCGUAUGAAGAAGAACGGCAUGGAGACUCGACCCACGCCCCCCCACCUAACCUCAGCCAUGGCGGAGAACAUUCUAGCAGCCGCCUGCGAGAGCGAAUCACGCAAAGCUGCCAAAAGACUGCGGUUGGACGUCUACCAGGCACACGAGGAAGCGCUCGAUAAGCCCGUCUCCCGCGAGCCCAUCUCUCUGGCCCACUCUGCGUACUCGCUGGCAGCCUCAGCCUACUCCCAGGACCAGCUAUACAUUAAUGGAGGCCUCAACUACAGUUACCGUGGUUACGGCGGACUGUGUGGCAGCAUUCAACACCCUGUAUCCCUGACAACAGCUACUGCCCAGACCAAUGGUCCUACUGAUCUCAGUAUGAAGUCUCUGGCCUCCAAUUCAUCCUCGUCAAGCUCCAGUAGUCUCGGGAGGAACGGCGGAGGGGGCGGGACUUCAGCUCAGCUCAGCCAUACAGAGGUGGCUGCGGUGCGACAGCUGAUCGCGGGAUACCGUGAAUCUGCUGCGUUCCUCCUCCGAUCGGCAGACGAGCUGGAGAACCUCAUACUACAACAGAACUGAACUUCUCACUCUCUUUCCUCAACGCCCACUCUCUCUCUUUCUAAACACAUCUCACUGGACCACAGGCUGCGUCCUGCACAUGGAGCUUUCAUAACCAUCAUCAUCAUUAUCAGAUGUUUCUGAUCACAUCAGGCUCGAUUGAGAGAGAGAACAACACAGCUCCAUCAAGCUUUCACUUUCAUUUCAGCUUGUUGGAGCUUCUCGUCGGGCGAGAGGAGAUGAACGGGAGAUGAGGCAGAGGUACGGAUGAGUUACCGUGGCGAUGGGAGAGGAGCUCCGAAGGACACUGCAGUGCUGCUUUAGCGAGGAGAAGCUUGUGAUUGGACGGUUCCGUGUGUCUGUAUGCACUUCAUAUUGAUUCAUGCCUUCUCCUUGCAUUUACCCUCCGCUCACUGAAGCUCCGCCUCCCUGCCCCUGUAAGAGCCAUUGAUUUCAGAUGCUCUUUUCCUUUAGCUGUUUCAAAGGAGGUCCUACGGCACACCAAUCCUCCAGAUGGCACUAACAAAAUGAAGACGCUUUUCGAGGUGUAAUGGAAAGAAGGUAAAAAAAAGAGAAUGAAGAAAACUGAGAGACAUUUGUAUUUGCUGUAAAUAAGCACUCGCUGUGUCCUGAAGCACUUUUCCAUUUGUUCUGACCUCUGAACAUGUAACUUAUGCAUUUAGAUAUGCAGGUGGAAGAUCACCUGGAAAUACCUCAGCCUGUCUGUUCUGCUCUCUCUCUCCCCCAGCGUUCUCCCUCUCUGUGUGGGGGAGAAGAAAACGAUCACCCGUCCGUCCUCAGCUUUACGGUCCACCCUGAGAUUUAGCCAUUGAGAGCAGAGAGUAGGGUGGAUUUGUUUCUGUGGUUCAAAUGCAGAUUGUUUCUAUUCUCCAAACGCUGCAAAACAUUUUCUUAAGCAGCAGUUUUGUUUUACAGCUAAAAUAUCCUAAAAACCAUAAAAAAGACCUUUUUCCACAACGUAUAUGUUCAAAUUUCUUUUUCUGUUCCUACUGGCGUUUUUGGAGCAUUUUUGCCAGUGAAGAAAGUAAAGUCGAUUAAAGAUAUAUUCUCUGCUUUUACGUAAACAAUCCUUGUUUUAAGGAUAUAUGGAUAUUUUUACUGGAACGCAAAACGGAGAUUUUGUUGCACUGCAAAUCGAUAUCUUAUUUAGUAUUCUUUUCUUGUUAUCCAGUACAAAUAUCUGAAGAUUAUUGAAUCAAGAUACAAUUACUGGAGAUAAGAUAAGUCUCGUUUUCUACACGUUUAUGCCUAAAACAAGCAAAAUAUCCGCCAGUGGAGUAAAAAAAAUCGACUUAAUUCAAGUUUCUUGAUUUAACAAACUUCAUUAAAACCCAUUGACAGAUAUUAAUUUCACGUUUUAAGCAUAAGCGUAUUUAAUUUUGAUAUUUUCUUUCAGUAAACAAGAAGCCAAUGUAUCUUGAUUUAAAAAUUGUGAGAUAAUUGUAUUGGAAACGCAACACAAAGUAAGACGUUUAUUUUUGCAGUGUGCAUUACGUUUUGUAUAUAUUCCGGUCCAUUUCAAGGUAUCGAUGUCAUGAACACACUAAACUUAAACUUCAAAUGGAAGGUUGGACUUUUUUGGACAGAAUGAAGUGUUCUGAUGAGGUUGACUGAUAUAAUCGACCGGGUCUUUUUGGGACAUGGGCCGUACCCUUUCCGAAUGCAUUUGAACCUGUCGAAAACAGUGUACAGGUGCCAGCUCGCUCUGUUCCCUCUCUACGGGUCACUCCUCGUUUCUAUACUGUGCCCUUCUGUUUCUCAUCUCCUCCUCCGCCUGACUGUAUUCUGGGGGAAACAGAGAUGGAAGGAGGUCGAAGGUGUUAGUCUUUUUAUCUGUUGACUCUUCUUUAUGGCCAUUAAUACACUCUGCUGCUAUGGACUCGGUUAUAACGCCACAGACCUGAAACCUCAAGCCUCCCAACACAACCAGAGCACCUCAACACGAAACGUACCCAGGCAAAAAAUGAACGAACGAUGGGCAAAAAACAGAAACGGGAUGCCAAAAUAUUUGGAGGGAAGAUUUAAAACUGCCAUGUUUUGCAUUCUGGUCGUUUAAGACAGAAGGCUGCUUUUGUUUGCUUUGCCAGCUUUUUUUUACAUGUUUGUUUUAGCGUUCAAGUGCUUCAGCGUGUGCUUCUAUGGGAAGAUCAGUGGUGAGCAACUUGUCAGAAGAGCUUGGCGCACACACGCAUACACACACAUUCGGUCACGCUCUUUAGUGAAUUGCAUAUAUUGCAGGACAGGUAAAAAAUGCUUAUUUAGUGAGGUGGAACGGUUCAGGAACUGACGGAAAUGUCACUGUAAUUUGCUCCAUACGCACACGGAGGCAGUGCUAAUCUGAGGGGGUUUAUUGCACUGCUGGUGGGGGAUGGAGAAAGAAUAUCGCAAUGCAGAUGAUAAUCAAAAGCAUUCCUGGCCCUAAAAGAGAAAGACUAAUAUAUUAAAGCUGCCACGACCCCCACCGAGGAGCUUCCUGAAUCAUCGGACAUGCAUUUAACCCUGGUUACGUACACGACGGGUGUGAUUGAAAUCCAUGAUGGUGUGCUGUGUUUCUUGGAAACGCUUGUGCGUGUGGAUUAAGCGACCGCGCGAGUGUGUGACCAGAGACAACACUGCCGCCUUAAACAUAUUUGUGUGCAAUUUUGACACCCCGUCCAAAACACAGACACACAUGCGGCAUUGAUUUCUUGGAGCGAAUUGAAAUGUAUUGUAUUAUAUUUGUAAGAGUUCUUGGUAGACCGAAGCGUCCAGCCCUCCUGAUUUUUGAUUAGAAUGCCGCCGUUGAUGUAAAAAAAUAUGCAAAAUUGUCAGCGCCAGGCCUCUCAUCACUGUGUUGAGCUUAUAGCGUGUCUACGGUCUGAUCUGUCUGUUUAAUGUCGCUCUGGCCACGUCUUAUUCGCUUUGUUUCAUGUAUUCAUCUCAGGAGAGAAUGUAUGACGUAGAUGAUGUCGAAAAAAUCCACUGUGGUUCUUCUUAUGAAUAUUGGGUUGUCGCGAAAACACGUCUAGGUCACAUUUCAGCUCAACACUUAAAAAAAUUAUAGAUAAAAGCUUACGAAGCCUCAAGUUUAUUUUGCAUUUUGACAUCGAUAUUUUCUUAACAAUCAAGCACAUUUUUACCCACCCACCCACACACGUUCUCAGUAAUGCGAAUUUAGAAAUCUGAGACAUUAUUAUUAUUUUGUUAUGUUAGAAAAAGUCUGUGAUACAUAUUUUUUAUUAAAUGACCAUAAAUAGUACAACAGAUACUGUCACAUGAGUAUAAAUGCUGAUUUUAUGUGUUACACCAGUUGGGAUGGGGAAAAAAAGCUUAAUUGUCAUAAAAAGAGACACAAUUUAAAGGUUAUAAAAUACGCUUUAUUGUCUAUAAGAAAAACAACAAAAUUGUUUUGGACAUGCUGUUUUUCAUAUUUGAAGAGUUUCAUUGAGGAAAAAUCCUCUUUUCCAAUUUUCUUGGCUAUUUUUGUGUUUUCGCUCCAACGUUAUUGUCCUGUCACAAGUAGAGCCAUACAGAUGUUGAGAGGUCAAGUUAUGGAAAGAGAUUCCAGCUGCUGUCCGUUCUUUUCCUGCCUCGGUCAUCUCUGUCUCUCAUUGAGAUCUGAUAUGGGUAUGAAUCCCACUGCCUGUUAAACCGACUGUCAAACGCCGUCGAAUAUACGCCAACCUCACAUGCCACUGAGCUCUUUUGUGGAUUUAUAAAAACAUACGACGGUAAACGUUUGUGACUUGAACCUGGGACUGCUUAACGCAUCUGAGGAGAAGCUGAAAAGCGAACCGUUCAUCUGUUUGUUAUGGGCUUCUUCUCUCCAGCUCACUCAAGGACAGCUACUGAACUACAAACUGUAAAACAAGGCAAACGACAAUCUCGAAAAAGGUGUAACUAGUUGACAGUUUUGUUCUGGCGCUCUGUGUUGUGUGUGUACGGUACAGCGCGUCAGGAGGAGUGAGGGGUAUUUUAGCCAUAAUCAGACCAUCUCUCACUCUCAAACGCGACUUCUGUGGCCCACUGUCAAAACCUUUUUAUCCUGUUUUUAUUCUGGUUAUCUUGAUUAUUUUGUAAUUUUUUUGUAUCGCAAGUGGUCUUUACAGAAAUGUUUUGUAACAAUACCAACAUCACAUAUGAAGUUGUCCUGUAUGCCUAUACAUUCCAAACAAGGAUGUCAACAUGCCAGGCAGCCAGCCAAACCAAGGUCACAUCGGAGUGCAGAUACACCAAGAGCGACCUGCUCGAGUGCUCUCACAAUCUGCAUCCGUGCAUUAGAUUAGCUAACAAAGUAGUUUAAGUUAUAGAUGUUAGCAACAGUAUUAUUCACACAUGCCAAGAACUUUAAUCUCGGUACUGUAUUGGCUGAAAGUUUUGUUUUGGGAUAUUUGGGACAGUAUCUAUUUUUUUCAUUUUGCUGAGCUGUGCCUUUAAAAGGGCUUAACUGAAUUGAUUGUUAUGUAUGUAUGAAGGAGUAGUUCACCUUCAAAAUGAAACUUCUGUCAUCAUUUACACGCCCUCUUGUCAUUUCAAACCUGUAUGCCUUUCUUCUGCAGAACACAAAAGAAGAUAUUUUGAAAAAUGCCAGUAGCAGAACAGCACAGCCCCCCAUUCACUUCUAUUGUAGCCAAUGCAAGUGAAUGGGGGGCUGUUAACAACAUUCUUCAAAAUGUCUUUUUUGUGUUCUGCGGAAUAAAGAAAGUCAUACAGGUUUGAAAUGACAAGAGGGUGAGUAAAUGAUGACAGAAUUUUGAAGGUGAACUACUCCUUUAAUUGUGUAUUAGGAACCCCCUCAGCUCUUUUAUGUCCUGUCAUAGUACCUCUGUAUUUUUUUGAUGGGUUAAACCGCAAUCUACUGUGAUCUUACAUACGAGUAAACAGCCCAUCCGUCAUGUGUUAAAGACGCAUCCCCAGUCCCAUUCGAACCCUUUACUCAAACACAUCACAUACACGGAUGGUCAUACGGGUUCUGGCUUUGCAUUCAGGUGUGACGCUGGUUAUGGUUGUUGCUAAACUACACAAUUUUAAAAAAGUUGUCCGGUGUCAGAUAUGAAGCUCUGAAAAAAAAUUAAAACAACUUUUUAUUUUUCUACCACAGUGGUGUACAAGCUGCAUUCAAAUCAAUGUGGUUCCCUGUUUGAGUUUUUUAGCAUUUGUUGGUGCUUUGGAUGUUUUCCAAUUUCAUUUUUCUUCUGAUGUCUCCUACUGUAUACAGAGCUGCGGAUGUCAGCGCUGGUUUUGAUAUGUAUCUAAUACCAAUGUGAAACUGUCUCUUUCCUCCUCAUUUUGGACUCAGUGGAAGUGUGAUGUUUACAUGUACAGAUUUUUGAGAUUUUCUUUCUUUUUUGUUUGUUUGCUAUGUUUACUUUAAAUGCUUUCCCUUUCUCCUUUUCAGACAUUGCUUGAUUUCAUCCGAUUCCUUUAUAAGUAAGGGAAAUGGGACUUGCAGCGUCAAGUUUAGACAGGAUAUCUGUCUAGGAAAUCCCAUUAAAUCAAUGCCUUCAGGCGAACCUUAUUCUUCUUCUCAAACUGCUGUCAACACAAAAGGAAGAUUUUUCCUCUGUCCAUUAAGGAGAACGUGGCCGUUCGUUGGUUAAUGAUUAAAAGCCAUUAUCGCACCCUUUAGCGGGGGCAGACAUCAAGUAUUAGAGUACAAGAACAGCAGAGUAUAAUCCUCAGGUAACUAAUUACUGUUUUAUAGUUGAGAAAGUCGUCUUAUUGGCAACCCCAUUUCCCUGUUUAAUAACCAUAAUAUAUAUCAAACUAAUCUUUUUUUAUAUUUAUUGUGUUAUAUAUAUAUAUAUCGUGAAUACUUUUUUCGGUACAUGUGGCUAAAUAUUUUAAUUCUUUAGAAGUGUUAAUAAAAACAUAUGUGAAGCUACGAAGGGACUGAAUGAAAAAAAUCAGUUUUUGUUGUUAAAUGCAAAACAGCAUGGGUGGCUCCUAACAUAUCACUUUCAUUAAUGAAAACCAAUGAUUUGAGAUUAAGCUUUCUCCAGUGGGACGUCACUGCGAAGAUGUCACAGAAUAUGACAUUGUGACCUUUUUUCCUCCCAAGCUGUACAUCACAAAGCUAAAUAUACUAAUAAAACAGUGUGCUAUAUAUCAAACAACUAGUAGCUCUGUUUUUGUCCAAAGGAAUCAGGCAUACGUAUGUGAGUGUAUGUACAGGCUCCUACACAAAAUUGCUCCACAAUGAUGGUAAAAGUCUUAACCACCGUUAUUAUUAAACUAACUCAUA
This is a messenger RNA of Triplophysa rosa, 9230 nucleotides long. RefSeq names its product nucleolar protein 4-like b (gene nol4lb). The record is from RefSeq and is a predicted model, not a curated record. NCBI's taxonomy places the organism in Eukaryota, Metazoa, Chordata, Actinopteri, Cypriniformes, Nemacheilidae. The coding region runs from base 887 to 3007 and encodes 706 amino acids. The transcript has 11 exons.